AGGCCUUGGCCUGGGCUACCUCGAGCAGACGCUAGCCAUCGAAGAGAUGUCUCGUGCGGCGGGUGGCGUGGCUCUGAGUUAUGGGGCCCACAGUAAUCUGUGCGUUAAUCAGAUCGUCCGUAACGGAAACAAAGACCAGAAAGACAAGUACCUACCAAAGCUUAUCUCGGGAGAGCACAUGGGUGCGCUGGCCAUGAGCGAGCCCGGAGCCGGGUCGGAUGUAGUGUCCAUGAAACUGACCGCCGAGAAGAAAGGGGACCGGUACGUACUCAACGGUAACAAGUUCUGGAUCACCAACGGUCCCGAUGCAGACACACUGGUGGUAUACGCCAAGACAGACAUGAAAGCACACUCCAAGGGUAUCACAGCGUUCAUUGUCGAGAAGACUAUGAAGGGGUUCUCCACUGGACUAAAGCUGGACAAGCUAGGCAUGCGAGGCUCAAACACCUCUGAGCUGAUCUUCGAGGACGUCGAGGUCCCGGAAGAGAAUGUCUUGGGCGGUGUAGGUAACGGCGCCAAAGUGCUGAUGAGUGGACUGAACUACGAGCGUAUUGUUCUGUCCGGUGGGCCGCUGGGCCUAAUGGCCGCAGCACUGGACGUGACUCUGCCGUAUGUACACACGCGCGAGCAGUUUGGGCAAAACAUCGGCGAGUUUCAGAUGAUCCAGGCUAAGGUAGCUGACAUGUACACUGCGUUAGUAUCGUCGCGUGCGCUCGUCUAUGCCACUGCCAGGGCUGCUGACGCUGGACUGGCGGACAACAGAGACUGUGCCGCGUGCAUCCUGUACUCCGCCGAGGCCGCGACCAAAGUGGGCCUAGACGCCAUUCAAUGCUUAGGCGGAAACGGAUACAUCAACGACUACGACACAGGACGUAUUAUGAGAGACGCCAAGCUGUAUGAGAUUGGCGCAGGUACCACCGAAGUCAGAAAGCUGAUUAUCGGAAGAGCGUUUAACGCGAUGUACAAAUAGAUGGAUUGCGUGCUACUAACUGAGCAAUACAAUAAACUGUCAGAACGUUUAACGCGAUGUACAAAACAAUAAUAACUGAGCAAUACAAUAAACUGU
Sphaeroforma arctica JP610 is the source of this 1066-nucleotide messenger RNA. RefSeq names its product isovaleryl-CoA dehydrogenase, mitochondrial. Gene Ontology annotation, biological process: L-leucine catabolic process. The record is from RefSeq and is a predicted model, not a curated record. The transcript has 5 exons. Gene Ontology annotation, molecular function: 3-methylbutanoyl-CoA dehydrogenase activity; flavin adenine dinucleotide binding. Bases 47 to 970 code for a protein of 307 amino acids. NCBI's taxonomy places the organism in Eukaryota, Ichthyosporea, Ichthyophonida.